Messenger RNA from Peronospora matthiolae, 1404 nucleotides. The record is from the annotation of a GenBank genome assembly. Lineage: Eukaryota; Oomycota; Peronosporomycetes; Peronosporales; Peronosporaceae.
AUGGCGACCAUUGGCGUCUCCGUGCUGCUACUUGUCUCAGUGGUUCUCACUCUCAGCAACGGUAACGCGCUCAACUCGUUAGUCUACGAUACACGCGUCACAAGCUUCACGGAGUUUCUAUCAUCGUCGCCACCUCAGUCUGCUCGACCGUCACAGAUCCACGUCGCAUUUGCCAGUGAAGCGAAUGUGAAGAGCGACGCUGUUAUCCGGACGUCUGAUUCUGCAAUGGAAGAGAUACGGUUGGGUAUGACCAUCUCAUGGGCUACGGCUCAAAAGACUCGUACGUCUCGGGUGCGCUUCGGCCUAUCGAGAGAUGAUCUGUCAAUGGUGCAGCAAGCUGAAGAGCGCUGUGAGCAGUACGACUUUUGCUCGUACACGUCGCCGUGGUUCCAUCACGUGACGAUCCCUGGCGACAAGCUAGAGGCAGCAACGAUGUACUAUUAUCAGUGCGGAGACGAUGGUGGCGGAUACAGUCGUGUGUAUUCGUUCAAGACACCUGUUCCAGCUGGAAAUGAAAUGCCACAGCUGUUUGGCAUCAUUGGCGACCUCGGCCAAACAGUGUAUUCGGAAGUGACGAUCCACAAUCUCGCGAGCUACCGGUCAACGAUGAGUGCUAUCGUGUGUGCUGGUGAUCUAUCGUAUGCUGAUAGUGACCAGUACCGAUGGGACCGGUGGGGCAAUCUCGUUGAGCCGUUGAUUGCUCAGGUGCCAUGGAUGAUCGCGUCUGGCAAUCACGAAGUGGAGUAUCCUUGCCAGUCGAACGUGAGCGAGUUUGUUGCUUAUCAGACCCGAUUUCGGAUGCCGUACGACCGCUCGAACCACCUGCAGCGCCGCAAUCUAUAUUACGGAUUUCGUGUUGGCCUCGUGCACUUUAUCAUUUUGACGCCGUACGUUGACUCUAGCCCGACGUCGCUCCAGUACGAAUGGCUACAGCAAGAAUUCCAGCGCGUUGACCGCAGUGUCUGUCCGUGGGUAGUGGUGAUUAUGCAUGGACCGUGGUACAAUAGCAACACGGCGCAUCAGGGCAUGGAGCCGCACGUGAUGAUGAAGAGGCACAUGGAAGAGAUACUGUACCAGAACAAGGUGGACGUGGUGUUUUCAGGACACGUUCACGCCUAUGAGCGCAGUCAUCCUGUGUACAAGGAACAAGUCGUAGAAGAUGGACCAAUGUACAUUGUACUCGGCGAUGCUGGCAAUCGUGAAGGUCUGGCGCCGACGUACUACGAUCCACAGCCGGAAUGGUCUGCCUACCGUAAGGCCGACUAUGGUUUCGCACUACUGAAGGUCGCAAACCGCACUCACGCGAGCAUGCAAUGGUUCGAAGAUCGCGGAGAAGAUGCUGCUUCGCUACGUGAUACCGUCGACCUCACGACGUCCAAGUAUCGAUCCGAUUGGUACAAAUAG